Messenger RNA from Acanthosepion pharaonis, 606 nucleotides. Lineage: Eukaryota; Metazoa; Mollusca; Cephalopoda; Sepiida; Sepiidae. The record is from the annotation of a GenBank genome assembly.
AUGCUUCUUACUCUGAUUCCUUUUUUUUCUAUUGGGCGUUUAUUUCUUUUUAAUCUCGCCGCUUUCUCUUCUUUUGUCUAUAUUCUUUUCCAUUUUACCCCAACUUACAAAACUUUUUCUUCCUCCUCUUCAUUCAUUUUUACCUCAUUAUGUAUUUCUCCCAGCUACUUUCUAAUCUAUCUUCUUCCUCUUCUUUUCUUUGUCCUAAUCUAUCUUCCUCUUUUUUGUCUUUCUCCUUCCUCCUCUUACCUCACAUCUAAAUCUUUUUCUUCCUCCUCUUCAUUCAUUUUUACCUCAUUAUGUAUUUCUCCCAGCUCCUUUCUAAUCUAUCUUCUUCCUCUUCUUUUGUCUUUCUUUUUACCAAACUUCCAAAUCUUUUUCUUCUUCCUCUUCAUUUUAAGCAAUGAAGCAAACACCAUUCAUUUUUGCCUCUGUCCAUCUCUAACGUUUUUUCCUUCCCUCUUCUUAUUCUCUUUUUUCUUUUCCUCUUUUUCAUUCUUCUCUUUCCUCAUUUUUCUCACCCGACUUUGCUUUUCACUUAUUUCUCUAUCACAUUCCUCUUUCUCAUCUGACCCUUUUUUCCUUCUCUAUUUCUCUUACUCCUAA